AUGAUUUUGUGUAGUGUUACUAAUUUUUUUCAUUUUUUUUGUCUGACCAGUUGUAGCGACAUAACCAGCGCUGCUAAUGAAACUGAACUUCUCGGCUUACAAACAAUUUAUACGACACAAUCUUCGGCUUCUUAUCAACGUGACUCUACGCCGUUCAAUCUGUUUAUUCCUUUAAGAACUUUUAAUGCACAUUUAUUCAAAGCUAAACUGUUCCCUCAUGUGCAAUUUACAGACUUUUCAUAA
Messenger RNA from Clunio marinus, 243 nucleotides. The record is from the annotation of a GenBank genome assembly. NCBI's taxonomy places the organism in Eukaryota, Metazoa, Arthropoda, Insecta, Diptera, Chironomidae.